Molecule: messenger RNA, 981 nt
Organism: Brugia pahangi
Lineage: Eukaryota; Metazoa; Nematoda; Chromadorea; Rhabditida; Onchocercidae
Source: the annotation of a GenBank genome assembly
AUGGCCGAUGUCGAAGUGAUUCCAAAGGAAGAGGCGGGCAAAGUUAAUUUAAAAUAUGCAAAACGAAGUCAUCGGCAUGGACGACAUGCUCCACAGUAUUUUAAAGAAGGACAAAUAAUUGAUUGUAAAUUUCGAAUCGAUAAAAUGAUCGGUGGUGGUGGAUUUGGUCAAAUUUAUCGUGUCACCGAUGAACGUACCAAAUCAGUAUUGGCGAUAAAAAUUGAACCGGAAGAUCAUGAACCGGGUCGAAUGAUACUCGAGCAAAAGGUGAUGCUAAAGCUUCGGGGAACACCGCAUAUACCACAAUUUUAUGCAAGUGGUAAUUUUUGUGGUUAUAAUUUUAUUGCUAUGCAAAUAUUGGGCAAAAAUUUAAGUGAACUAAGAAAGCAUCAGCCAAAGAGACGUUUAAGCAUUUCAACAGUUUCUCAUGUGGGAUUGCAAUCAGUGACAGCUUUAAAAGCUGUCCACGAUAUUGGAUAUAUUCAUCGAGAUGUAAAACCUUCGAAUAUUUGCAUUGGACUGCACCCGCACAGACGAACAAUUUAUAUUGUUGAUUUUGGUAUGGCUCGACAGUACCGCUUUGAUGACGGUGUGGUACGGAAGGAGAGGUAUUAUGCUGGUUUCCGUGGAACCGUGAGGUAUGUAUCCGUAACGGUACACGAGAGACGUGAUCAGGGUCCGGUCGAUGAUUUCUGGAGUUUAUUUUAUUCAUUGGUUGAGCUUAUUCAAGGUUCUUUGCCAUGGAGUGCAUUUGUAGAGCCGGAUGAAAUUGCAAAAUUCAAGAAGAAUGUCAUUUUUGAUGAAUUUGGAAGAUUAGUACCAAAGGAAAUGGAAACAAUAAUGAAACAUUUGUCGCAGUUGCAUUACCAUCAAAUUCCCAAUUAUGAACUACUUACAACGGAACUUAAUAAAAUGUUACCAAAAAAUAUGCCAGAAGAUUUGCAAUAUGACUGGGAAACAACGCAAAGUGACAUAAAUUAA